Molecule: messenger RNA, 1036 nt
Organism: Propithecus coquereli (Coquerel's sifaka)
Lineage: Eukaryota; Metazoa; Chordata; Mammalia; Primates; Indriidae
Product: mitogen-activated protein kinase 8
Exons: 8
Coding region: 25-819 (264 amino acids)
Biological process (GO): JNK cascade; protein phosphorylation
Cellular component (GO): cytoplasm; nucleus
Molecular function (GO): JUN kinase activity; ATP binding
Source: RefSeq, a predicted model, not a curated record
GCAAAUCUUUGCCAAGUGAUUCAGAUGGAGCUAGAUCAUGAAAGAAUGUCCUACCUUCUCUAUCAGAUGCUAUGUGGAAUCAAGCACCUUCACUCUGCCGGAAUUAUUCAUCGGGACUUAAAGCCCAGUAAUAUAGUAGUAAAAUCAGACUGCACUUUGAAGAUUCUUGACUUUGGUCUGGCCAGGACUGCAGGAACAAGCUUUAUGAUGACGCCUUACGUAGUGACUCGCUACUACAGAGCGCCUGAGGUCAUCCUAGGCAUGGGCUACAAGGAAAACGUUGACAUUUGGUCAGUUGGGUGCAUCAUGGGAGAAAUGAUCAAAGGUGGUGUUUUGUUCCCAGGUACAGAUCAUAUUGAUCAGUGGAAUAAAGUUAUUGAACAGCUCGGAACACCAUGUCCUGAAUUCAUGAAGAAACUGCAACCAACAGUAAGGACUUAUGUUGAAAACAGACCUAAAUAUGCUGGAUACAGCUUUGAGAAACUCUUCCCUGAUGUACUUUUCCCAGCUGACUCGGAACACAACAAACUUAAAGCCAGCCAGGCAAGGGAUUUGUUAUCCAAAAUGCUGGUAAUAGAUGCAUCUAAAAGGAUCUCUGUAGAUGAAGCUCUCCAGCACCCAUAUAUCAAUGUCUGGUAUGAUCCUUCUGAAGCAGAAGCUCCACCACCAAAGAUACCUGAUAAGCAAUUAGAUGAAAGGGAGCACACAAUAGAAGAGUGGAAAGAAUUGAUAUAUAAGGAAGUUAUGGACUUGGAAGAGAGAACCAAGAAUGGAGUUAUACGGGGGCAGCCUUCUCCUUUAGCACAGGUGCAGCAGUGAUCAAUGGCUCUCAGCAUCCAUCGUCAUCGUCGUCUGUCAAUGAUGUGUCUUCAAUGUCAACAGAUCCGACUUUGGCCUCAGAUACGGACAGCAGUCUAGAAGCAUCAGCUGGACCUCUGGGCUGCUGUAGAUGACUACUUGGGCCUUGGGGUGGGGGGCGGGGAGGGACGGGGAGUCGGUUAGUCAUUGAUAGAACUACUUCGAAAACAAUUCAGUG